UCCGUUUGAGAACAACACACACGGAAAUCAUUCAAAUUUACAAGGUCCCGGGCAUUGACUGCCUCCCGCGUGCUCCUAGAUAUCUCCAUAUCCCUAUAGGUAUGGUCGACGUUGUCAGGAGCAUCACAAAUCACAUAUAGGACACCUUUACAAACGGCUCCGUCAGCUGGGUUGCUACCAACGAUACGAGCGAUUUUGUUUUCUCGUCGACGUAGUGGCUCUAUCAACCUUAUAAACGGUCCUGUUUUUUCGUCGGCAACUGCCCAUACUGAGUUCAUGACAGACUUUGCACCACUUCCUCACUCGACCAAAAGAAGCGUACUCUUAAUGAGCGACGGAUUACCUUAUUCUCCCAUGGAAGGUGAUUCGCCUGGAAGCGGGUCACCCCCUCACACGGACGACUCAUCCAAGGGCUCAAGCCACAACAAACGGAAACGGACAACAAAAGCUUGCGACAUUUGCAAUAAGCGCAAAGUGAAAUGCGAUGGAAAACAACCAGCUUGCACACAGUGUCUAAACGGCGCUCUCACCUGUUCAUACGCAAGAGAAGCUAAGAAGCGGGGUCCUAAACAAGGACACCUUAAAGAAUUAGAAUCAAGGCUGAAGCAAAUGGAGGCGCUCAUUCGACCUCUUGCCGACAAGCUUCCAGAUGCUGCUGCAGUGCUAGGCACGCUCUCCGAUUCCCCCUCCUCUGCAUCCGUACCUCCCACUCCUGAUCAAUCUCUCCCUCAACAAACGAUGUCAAUUCCCAUGCCCAUGACCGCGCAAACCAUGUUUCCGCCGGCACAACACAUGGUCACUUCAUCAAUCGGCUAUCCUACUGCCAAUAUGGCAAACUCGUCAUCACCCUACUCUCCUUACUCGUCUUAUGGAGCCUCUAUAAAUCCCGCCAUGCAAGUGAACGGACAGCAACUUAUAGCAGGAACUCAAUUGCAACAAAGCUCGGUGCCUCACCAAGUUUCAAUGGGCGCAAUCGAUACCGGUCCUGUGAAUCCAUACAUGAACGGCUUUGCGUACAACUCAAAUCCCAAUGUCAUGCCUGCCAUGCAAGUUUCCACUGGCUUGUCACCGACUUUGUCCCUCAAACCGUCGCCCAAUAUUUCUCCCUCGAUUUCCGCUUCACAAAACUCUGAAGACGAGGACAUUUGGAAUAUCAUUGAUCGCGAUUUUGAUGAGCUGAUGGGUGGUGGCUCAUUUACUCCAGAGAAAUCCCUAGAACAUGAAAAUGGUGAUUUCUUCACUAGUUUGCUUGGGAAUGGGUCCGUCCUUCCGGAUGGAGCGGGACCGGGUCUCGGUAAUGUGCGGCAACGAAGGAGCAUUCCACGUCAAUUGCAAGUGCCAUUCGGUGAGAUACCAUAUGCUCCAUCGUCAGAACCGCCGCAAUUCAAAAGCUGGCCGACGGAAGAAAAGAUACCUCAAGAGGCUUUAGAUGAGCUCCUAGAUCUAUAUUUCACUUAUGCAAAUCCGAUCCUUGGACAUCAAGUACAUGAAAAGGAAUUCCGCCGUACGAUUGCGGCCCAGAGCCCCCUUCUUCUGAAUGCGAUGUAUUGCGUGGCCGCACGUUUUUCGAAACAUCCAUCAAUUCGGAAGAAUCCGGAAAUGAUGUAUCAAGCUGGUGAUGUUUUCUACGCAAAGGCACGGCUGCUCAUCAGUCAAACGGUAGAUGUUCCAACGUUGGACACUGUAUCAGCAUUGAUCAUGCUGAUGACCUAUGCUUCCGGCAGCGGAAGAGCCUCUGCUUCCUGGAUGUAUUCUGGAAUGGCUAUUCGAAUGGCGCAAUCUCUGAAAAUGGAUCUAGAUCCAGAUUUCCAAGAAGUACAAGAUGUUUUUGGCCCAAUGUCAUGGUUUGAGAAAGAGCGACGCCGAAGACUGUGGUGGUGUUGUUUCUUGAUGGAUCGCUAUGCCGCUGCGGCUGCUGACAGAUCGAUGCUGUGCUUGGAAAGGGAUGUGAGAGUAUUUGCGCCUGUGGGAGUUUGGGUUUGGGAAACGAUGAGCCCGGAUGAUGAAGAGCCAAGCGGUGACUCGGAAGGAUCCCACAACAAAUGGCAGCUCACUGUGUUGUCUUCGACUGGAGCGACACCAGCUCAACGACCGCAAGAAUCGUACCAAAGCGAUAGUCCAUUUGAUCACUACAUCACCCUUGGCAAGAUUUUUGGACGCGUCAUGGAAUACACGGGCAUGCUAAAGAGCCCUACACCUUCAUUACCUGGUACUCAAGUCAUCUCAAUGGCGGAAGCGGAAAUCCGAAUGGCGCAACUUGAGUCUGCUUUACGGGAAUGGAUGGCCGGACUACCACCGUGGAUGCGAAAUCCAGGACGAACGUUUGCUGCCAACUGGACGCGGCGAACAGCGGACGGUGCACUAUCCCCACCACCAUGGGAGGUUGCAUACCUGCACUUGUUUUAUAACACGGCUGUGGUGUUAUUGCAUCGGCCAAAGAUGAUGGCAAUUCUGACGCAGGGCCCUACUGUUGCAAUGAGAUCGCCCCAUUUCCUGGCAUCACAGCAGUCGGCCACCGCGGUUGCGACCUUGCUUGAAUUGAUAAUGUCGACCAAUCAAGAACUGCACUGGAUAACUCCAUUUGUGUGUUUCUGCAUUUUUCAGACUGCCCUCGUACACAUUGUUGCGGCUCAAACAAUGCGUGGUGAUGACAUGGCUGUACAAGCAGCCUCUCAACGGGUGAAGACGCACCUCCGAGCGUUGCGUUUGAUGUCGCGAUGUUGGUUGCAGGGGUCAAAAUUGGCAGGCAUCCUCGGGGAUCUUUUCAAAAGCGUGGAGAGCUUCACCUUGAUGGAGAACGUCGGGAAUGAUGCAAAAGCGAUAGCGGAUAGCGGUAGUGGAAACUCAUUAUAAGCUGGACAUUCUAGUCACAGCAAAAAGUUGCCAUGUUCAGCAUUAGAUGUGCGAUGGCAUUGCUGUUGUGAUGCCCUUGUUUCUGUAUUUAUUUUUCUUUUCGGGAAAGGGUAGUCAUGUCAUGGUCUCACAAUUGUAUAGGUAUAGAGUGAGAAUCGCCCAUAAAAUCCACUUUCAAAAACAGGGCGACGCAUGAGAAAAAAUAAACCUGUGCAAAUAGCAUGUUUAAUGUUUUUGUUCUUGGAGGCAAAUACGAGCGACCACUAGGUGGAUAUCCCA
Molecule: messenger RNA, 3132 nt
Organism: Spizellomyces punctatus DAOM BR117
Lineage: Eukaryota; Fungi; Chytridiomycota; Chytridiomycetes; Spizellomycetales; Spizellomycetaceae
Exons: 5
Coding region: 277-2853 (858 amino acids)
Biological process (GO): regulation of DNA-templated transcription; DNA-templated transcription
Cellular component (GO): nucleus
Molecular function (GO): DNA binding; zinc ion binding; DNA-binding transcription factor activity, RNA polymerase II-specific
Source: RefSeq, a predicted model, not a curated record